AUGGCGGAAACAUUGGCGGGUCUUUGUCGACAGCGGGAGUUCAUUUGUUCAAAAGUCGCUCGCAUCAAAUCCAGUCUACAGAAAGCGGAUGAUGAACAGGUUCCAGUUGACGAAUUCAUUCUGGAAACAUACUUAAGGACGAUUGAUGCGGCUUACCAGGAAAUGAACGACUGCCAAAACAAGUUGUGUGCUGCGAAUCCUACGAAGCAGGAGGAAGAAGAACAAAUCUACGUUGAAUUUGAGACCAUGUUUACGGAGGUGAGAGCUGUGGUCUGUAGGUUGAUAACAACGCAGAAGAGGCAGAAUGACGCUCGAUUCAACACCGCUCUGCAAGUAACACCAGGUGUUUCACAUCCGAUUAGAGUGCAGCAAUCGAUUCUUCCUCAUACUCCUCUCCUAUCAUUCAACGGCAAACCGGAACAUUGGUUUAGGUUUAAAUCGAUGUUUUUGGACAUUAUGAACAAGUGUUCAACGGAGGACGCUGCUACGAAGCUAUAUCACUUGGAUAGAUGCCUUGUCGGUGAGGCAGCUGGUGUCAUCAAUCAACAAUUCAUCAAUGAAAACAACUUCGAAGCGGCAUGGAAUUUCCUUGUACAACGAUAUGAGGAUAAGCGGAAGAUUGUCGACAUCCAUGCGAACAAGUUACUCCAGCUGAAGCCCAUGACUCAAGAAAGUGGAAAGCAGUUGAGGGAUUUAAUCGAAGAGUGCAAACGACACGUCGAUUCGCUCAGAUUCCACGGGUUGACUUUGAGACUAAGAAGCUUUGGGAAGCCAGCAACAAGCACGGUUCCCAAAUACGACGAUACCAUUGCAUUUUUCGAGAAACACGCUUUGGUACUGGAACGAGUGGAAGCUUCUUUAAUCAAACCGGUCAAAAUGAAGGCACAAAUUGCCCCGCUGAAAACACAACAAAUAGCAAGAUCGUCGUCUUUCCCAGCAAUAAGUGCUGAGGGAAAGUGCGUGUUUUGUGAUAAGGAGCAUCUCAAUCACCAAUGCGAUGAGUUUCUAAAACUUUCAGCUAAUGACAGAAACACCAGAGCCAAAAAAGCUGGUGUCUGUUACAAUUGUUUGAGAAAAGGGCAUAUGACAGCAAAAUGUUCCUCGAAGUAUUCCUGUCGAGAAUGUAACAAGCGACAUCACACGGUUCUACACAUCGAUUCGCCGAAACCGAGUGAUGAUACUUGCAAGAACGAAACAGCAAUCUGUCCCCAAAGUGAGAUUGCAUCAUCGUCUACGAGCAACGUGGUAACCCUCAAUUGCACCACUGGUACGAGCAAAUCCAAAGAAGUGCUACUUUCUACGGCUGUUGUGAAUGUACUCGACGUACACGGCCAUGCCAAACUGUGCCGUGUCCUACUAGAUUCAGGAUCACAACUUCACCUCGUUACGGAAGCUAUGGUUACUCUUCUUGGAAUUCAACGCAACAGGUGCACUACCAGUGUGAUUGGAGUUAACGGUAAGGAAUCGAAAAUCAAGCACCAGGUAACGAUUGUGUUCCAGUCCAGGACCAGUAGUUACACCAAGGAUAUCGAAUGUAUGGUGGUACCAAGGAUUACUGGAAUACUGCCUGCACAACAACUCAAUACAUCAGAUUUGGAGAUUCCGGAUGACAUGAGCCUAGCUGACCCGGACUUUUAUAAACCUCAGCGUAUUGAUCUUCUCAUUGGCGCAGAACUUUUCUUCAGCAUUCUCAAGGACACCCGAAUCGAUCUCGGUAAUGGACGACCAAUUCUGCAGGAAACUUUCCUAGGAUGGGUUGUUACAGGCACCAUCUACAAUCGAACGUCGUAUGUGCAACCCCAGCAUUGCUACACCGUCACUCUUGAACCCGAAUGUCAAUUGGAUAAGUUGGUGCAACGAUUUUGGGCUCUCGAAGAUGUUCCAACGGCUUCUAGGAUGUCUCCGGAAGAAAAACUUUGCGAAAAACACUACGUUCAAACCACAACAAGAGAUUCUUCUGGGCGCUACGUUGUUAGAUUGCCGUUUCGUGAAAACAUUGGUCAGCUUGGUGAAACGAAGCAGUAUGCGUUGCAGCGCUUCUAUCAACUUGAAAAGCGUCUGAACAAGAACGUGGAACUGAAGCGUGAAUAUGAUGCUUUCAUUGAGGAAUACAUUCGACUCAAUCAUUGUCGGGAGAUUUUCGAGCCUGAGAUAAACAGCACACCCAACUACUUUUUGCCUCACCAUGCGGUGUUGAAACCCACAUCGUCUACUACGAAAUUGCGAACAGUGUUUGAUGCAUCUGCGAAAUCAACUACGGGAGUUUCACUCAAUGACGUCCUCAUGACGGGUCCGGUCGUUCAGGAUCCAUUAUUGGAUAUAACAAUUCGGUUUCGUAUUCAUCAGUACGUGUUCUCCUGUGAUGUGCCCAAAAUGUACAGGCAAAUACGCAUGGCUCGCGAUGAUACAAGAUUCCUUCGGGCAUUUUAUCGUAAAAUUCCAACUGAUCCAAUUCGCACAUUUGAACUUACCACCGUAACCUAUGGCACAGCAUCAGCCCCUUUUGCAGCAACACGUACCUUGAAGCAACUCGUCCAGGAUGAAGGAGACCAGUUCCCGAUUGCUGCGAAAAUCGUUCUGCAUGAUGUCUACAUCGACGAUGCGUUGACUGGAGGAGAUUCUGUCGACGAAAUCAAGGAGGCGUCAAAACAGCUCAUACAACUUCUACAUAGUGGCGGUUUUCAACUGCACAAAUGGUGCUCCAAUUCAAUGGACUUUUUGGAGACCAUCCCGGAAGAGCUACGAGAGAAGCGAUCGUCGUUGGAAUUCAGUGGAGCAAACGAUAUAAUCAAGACACUGGGUUUACUAUGGAAUCCGUCUACAGAUGAAUUCUUCUUUCGGAUGAUUCCAGUUCGGGAACAAUCUCUCAUCACGAAACGUCACAUUCUCUCUGAGGUUGCAAAAACAUUUGAUCCUCUCGGACUGUUUGCACCGUCUGUCGUACUCUGCAAACUGUUGAUACGAGACUUGUGGAGGUUAAAAAUUGGUUGGGACGAGGAAGUUCCACAGGACCAGAUUAACUCUUGGAGGCGAUACCUGGCUAGCCUGAAAGGGACGGAAGGAAUGAAGAUAAGUCGGUGUGUUCUUUCGCCGAUUCGAGUGAGUGUCGAACUGCAUGCAUUCUCAGAUGCAUCCUUGAUGGCAUACGGUGCUUGCGUAUACGUACGAUCCAUUCUCUCCGACGGUAGUGCAGAGAGCCAUCUUCUAGCGAGUAAAUCAAGAGUGUCCCCAAAGCAAACGAUUCCUCGUUUGGAACUCUGUGGAUUCCUGUUAAUGUCUCGUUUGGUUAGCGUUGUCAUGGCGGCGCUAAGCUUGCAGUUUAGUAACGUUGUACUAUGGACGGAUUCCACGGUUGUACUAUGUUGGCUGAAUAAAUCACCUCACGAGCUCAACAUCUUUGUCGCUAAUCGCGUUGCUGAAAUCCAGCAGUCAACUGUAGAAUUUGAUCGGAAGUAUGUGGAGUCGAAAUCAAAUCCCGCAGACUUACUAUCGCGUGGCGUUUAUCCAGAGGAAUUGAAGAAAAGUGACGUUUGGUGGCACGGGCCUACUUUUCUGAAAAAUGCAUCUUAUGGAGCUUUUGAAAAAGCUGAAGCGGUUGACAUUCCAGACAUAAAAAAGAUAACUUUAGCAGUGAGUGAAGAACCCGAAGAACUUCCGGUUCUAUCCAAGUUCAGUUCAUUCCAGCGUUUGCGACGAGUCAUAGCGUUCGUAGCAAGGUUCACGCGAAAGGCGAGGAAGAUACGUACAGAUUCGGAUCAUCGUCUGUUUCCUACUGUGGAGGAGUACAAGGUUGGUUUGGACAUGAUCGUUAAGGCGAUUCAACAGAAGCAUUUUCCUGAAGAAAUGAAGCAGGUUGAAAGAUUCCAGCAAACUGGUGAUGCUAAAUACAGAUACGUCGGAAAGCUUCGGUACCUGAAUCCUAUUAUGGAGCAAGGAGUCUUAAGAGUUGGCGGUCGAAUCAAACAUGCUAAUCUGACAUUUAGCCAACGUCAUCCCGUCGUUUUGCCAUCAAAGCAUCAUGUUACGAAGAUUAUCAUCGACGACAUUCAUCAGAAGUAUCUGCACAUUGGACCAAGUGGAUUAUUGUCUAUUUUGCGUCAGAGGUUCUGGAUACUUGAUGGACGUAACAUUGUUCAACAACAUUUAAGGAAAUGUCUACGUUGCUUCAAGGUUAAUCCGCCCAAGUUGGAGCGCUUUAUGGGUGAUCUUCCUGCUUACCGUGUUACGCAGGCAGAUGCAUUCUCUCGAGUGGGCGUUGAUUAUGCUGGGCCAUUUUUUGUCAAGAGCGGUAAUCCACGAAAGCCGACAAUCGUCAAGGGGUACAUUGCACUUUUCGUGUGCCUAGCAUCUAAAGCGAUCCAUUUAGAGCUAGCCGAAGAUCUUUCAAGCCAAGCCUUCAUCAACGUGUUGAAGAGGUUUGUAUCCCGAAGAGGUGUGCCAACUACUAUUAUGUCCGACAACGGCACAAAUUUUAUUGGUGCGAACUCCGAAUUGAAUCAACUAUACAAGCUGUUCCAGAAAGAGUCAACCAUGCAAGAUAUCAACGAGUAUUGUCUGCUAUCAGAAAUCAAAUGGCGAUAUAUUCCUGCUCGUUCUCCUGAAUUUGGCGGCCUAUGGGAGGCGGGAGUAAAAUCGGCCAAACGACACAUCAAACGAGUGGUGGGCGAAUCGAAGUAUACACAUGAUCAGUGGAACACCUUGAUCGCUCAAAUUGAGGCAAUACUAAAUUCGAGGCCUCUCGUACCUUUGUCAGCAGACCCCAGCGAUCUCAAGGCCAUCAGUCCGGGCCAUUUGUUGAUUGGCAGGGAACUAACGUCGAUCCCAGAACCUUCAUUGGAAGGCCUUAAAAUGAGUACACUGUCCAGAUAUCAAUUGAUGCAGAAGAUGAGGGACGAUUUUUGGAAGAGGUGGUCAUCGGACUAUCUUCAAGAACUGCAACGACGUCCGAAACAUAAUCGUCUACAUAAGGAGGUAAAGGUUGGAGACUUGGUAGUAUUGCGGGAAGACAACUUACCGCCCUUGCAAUGGAGGUUGGCUAGGGUAGUGCAAACCCACCCAGGGUUGGAUGGUGUGACCAGAGUAGUGACCGUGCGUACAUCUAGCGGAACGGUCAAGAGGACAACAGCUAAGUUAGCAGUACUCCCCAACGAAGAUUGA
Messenger RNA from Ochlerotatus camptorhynchus, 5157 nucleotides. RefSeq lists its product as uncharacterized. Gene Ontology annotation, molecular function: nucleic acid binding; zinc ion binding. The coding region runs from base 1 to 5157 and encodes 1718 amino acids. Gene Ontology annotation, biological process: DNA integration. The transcript has 2 exons. The record is from RefSeq and is a predicted model, not a curated record. Lineage: Eukaryota; Metazoa; Arthropoda; Insecta; Diptera; Culicidae.